CUUCAUAGGUUCUGACGUUAAGUAUUUUGAAUCACUUAAAAAAAAAAAAUUAAUACCCUAAUCCAAUUCACACUCUACGAGUUUGCUCCAUCCUCGUUAGUGUCGUUGUUUGAGGUGAAGGAUUAAAAGGAAGAAAAAAAGCAGAGAUGUUGUUUCAGGUGGGGGGACAAGGGAGUCGUCCGACGUUCUUCGAGAUGGCAGCGGCCGAACAGCUUCCCCGCAGUCUCCGUGCCGCUCUUACAUACUCAAUUGGUGUUCUCGCAUUACGAAGACCUUUCCUUCAUAGAUUCUUAGAUUACGAAGAUGAAUCUUUCGCUUUACUCAUGCUCGUUCUCGAAGCUCACAGCUUACGAACCACAGAUGCUUCUUUUUCUGAAUCACUCUAUGGUCUCCGUAGAAGACCCACAAAUAUCAAACUCGUUAACGAUACUGAUGCUACUUCACAUUUACGGAGGCGCCAAAAACUUCUUUCCCUUCUCUUUUUGGUUGUGUUGCCGUAUUUGAAAUCAAAGAUGCAUUCAAUUUACAAUAAAGAAAGGGAAGCAAGGAUUCAGGCCAGUCUUUGGGGUGAUGAAAAUGACUCAUAUGAUUUUGAACACGACUCUGUGGUGUCCACAUUGACAUCGGAUGCUCAUGCUUCUGUUAGGACACGCAUCAUUAAGAGAUUUCAGAAAAUUGUCGGAUUUUGUUACCCUUUGUUACAUGCUGGUACUGAGGGUAUGCAAUUUGCAUACCAGAUGUUAUACCUGUUGGAUGCUACCGGGUACUACUCACUAGCACUGCACGCACUUGGGAUUCAAGUGUGCCGAGCUACUGGGCAAGAGCUGAUGGAUGCCUCAUCUAGAAUAUCUAAGAUACGUAGCCGUGAACGUGAGAGACUCCGUGGUCCUCAAUGGUUGAAGACAUUGCAGGGAGCAUUACUCAGCUCUACAUACACUGUACUUGACUAUGCACAAACCGGUUUGAUUGCAGCAGUGUUCUUCUUUAAAAUGAUGGAAUGGUGGUACCAGUCUGCUGAGGAAAGAAUGUCAGCUCCAACUGUAUAUCCUCCUCCCCCUCCCCCUCCUCCACCAAAGGUUGCCAAAGAAGGGGUACCACUACCAAAAGACAGAACAAUUUGCCCCCUGUGCUUGCAGAAGCGUGUUAAUCCAUCUGUAAUUACAGUAUCAGGGUUCGUCUUCUGCUAUGCCUGUAUAUUCAAGUAUACCACUCAGUAUAAGCGCUGCCCAGCAACAUUGAUGCCUGCAACUGUUGACCAGAUAAGGAGACUCUUUCACGAUGUAUAGUCCCAGUUGGAAUGGACCUGCUAUAAUUAUAGCUGUCAUGACUAUAUGCGUAAAAGAUUCACAAUGGUUGUUGUACUGAUGUAUGUUUAUUUUAAUGUAAGAGGCUAGUUAAGAAGCAUAAUUUUUGUUAUUAUUCUCUCAAUUCAUUUGUACAAAGUUCUAACAAUAAAUUCUACCAAUACGUUCAUUCAUUAUUUGCACUGAACAGUUGAGAACUAAGAAA
Cicer arietinum (chickpea) is the source of this 1509-nucleotide messenger RNA. RefSeq names its product peroxisome biogenesis protein 12. Gene Ontology annotation, molecular function: zinc ion binding; ubiquitin-protein transferase activity; protein binding. The record is from RefSeq and is a predicted model, not a curated record. Gene Ontology annotation, biological process: protein monoubiquitination; protein import into peroxisome matrix. Gene Ontology annotation, cellular component: peroxisomal importomer complex; peroxisomal membrane. NCBI's taxonomy places the organism in Eukaryota, Viridiplantae, Streptophyta, Magnoliopsida, Fabales, Fabaceae.